Meloidogyne enterolobii is the source of this 14124-nucleotide messenger RNA. The record is from the annotation of a GenBank genome assembly. Lineage: Eukaryota; Metazoa; Nematoda; Chromadorea; Rhabditida; Meloidogynidae.
AUGGUCUACCAAACAGAAGAUACAGAAAUGGUACACGAAUCAGGCGUUUACACACUUAAAAUCCAUGGGUGUACACGUGAUAUGACUGGCACAAUUCGUUGUGUUGCUGGUAAUAAAAUGGGAGAGGCUAUUAUUGAGGGAAAAUUGGUGGUCGUUGCUCCAGUACCCGUGGAGUUUGAAACUGGUUUGUGCGACGCAACCUGUCGUGAGGGUGAUACGCUCAGACUUAAGGCUGUUCUACUCGGAGAACCAAUGCCCGAAGUUUCUUGGUUUAUUAAUGGGAAUAAAUUAGUGGAGAGCCAGAACUGCAAAAUUACAACAAUUGGAACAACAUACACCGUUCUAAUUCGAAAUAUUACACAAGAAUAUGCCGGUAGCGUUGUUUGUGAGGCCGUUAAUGAAUUUGGAAAGGCCUCUUCACAAGCAACGUUGAGAGUUUUACCAAGAGGUGAACCUCCUGAUUUUAUUGAGUGGCUUAGCAACGUGCGGGCACGUCAAGGAUCUGAGGUCAUCCACAAAGUCGUUUACACGGGAGAACCUCGCCCAGCUAUUAGUUGGUUCAUUAACAAUCAAGAAAUUGUUACUAGUACUGAAGAGAUAAUUAUUACAACAACUGAGAACACUUCAACCUUAACGAUACGUUCGUUUAAUCCCGAAAGGCAUGUUGGAGAAAUUAUUUGUAAGGCUGAAAAUGAUGCCGGAGAAGUAUCCUGUACAGCAAAUAUGGCUACCUAUACUUCCGAUAUGUUCACCGAAUCAGAAAGCGGUUCCCAAGUUGAGGAACGUUUGGAAGAGGAUUUGAUGGAAACCAUGAGAACUUCAACCCCCAUAAUGGCACCAGCCUUUAUUACAAAAAUAAAGGAUACAAGAAUCCAACGUGGACAUCAAGCAAUAUUUGAAUGUGUUGUGCCUGACACUAAAGGUGUUUGUUGUAAAUGGUUACAUGAUGGAAUGGAGAUUGAGUUAAUCGCUAGAAUCAGAGUUCAAGUUCAGACAAUUGAAGGAUUUACAACCUCAGAGUUGGUUAUUGAUGCAGUAGAACCCGAAGAUGCUGGGAAAUAUACAGUUAUUGUUGAGAAUGAAGCGGGGAGGGCUCAAUGUGAAGCUGAAUUGACUGUCGUUGAAACAAUGGACAAACCUGUCCAGAUGCCCCCCGAUUUUAGCAUCAAAUUACAGGACAAAUCUGUUCCCCUCACAGAAAGGGUUACAUUUGAGUGCAAAGUUACUGGAUUACCCGAGCCACAAAUUGGAUGGCUUCAAGAUGGAAAGCCUUUGGAUUCUUUGCCUGGAGUGCGCACUGAAAGCGAUAAGGGCAUCCAGCGUUUAAUAAUUGAAAGUGUGGAGAGAGUCCAUGAAGCUUGUUAUACUUGUACUGCUGAAAAUGUGAUAGGAAAGGCAGAAACUUCAGCAAAUCUACGUGUUGAAACAAUGGCACCCGUAUUUACUCGUCCCCUAACUGAUCUACAAGCACAAUUGGGUGGCCAAGCAGUUUUAGAAUGCCAUGUUAAGGGAAUUCCACAGCCAACAGUUGAAUUUUACUCAGCACAUGACAAUUUCCGCAUUCAAACUGGCACUCGAGUUAGUAUUCAACAUGAUGCUACAAACAUACAAUGGAGAAUGGUUAUUAAAGAAAUGCAGCAAGGUGAUUUCCGCACUUAUCGAGCAGUUGCUCGAAAUGAAAUUGGACAAGUUCAAUGUGAAGCCAAAAUUGUUGAACAAGAGACUAGCUUGGAACGCCCUCGAAUUAUUGAACCAUUAAAACGUUCUCGAGUUCGUGAGGGUGAAACAGUAGAAAUGGGUGUUCGAGUAGCGGGUGGUCGGCCAGGAAUGCCAUUGGAAGUUGAAUGGUUCAAAAAUGGAACACCUCUGGUACCAGCAGAUCAACGUGUUCGACUAGUUGAAUAUAGAGAUAGUGGAGAGUUUAAACUUAUUAUAGAAGAUGCGCGUAUGGAAGACGCUGGAGACUAUGGGAUUCAAAUUAGCAAUCAAGCUGGUAAAGAUAGUAGCCAUGCACAAUUAGCUGUUGAUAAAAAGGAAGAAUUACAAAAAGCACCAGAAUUUACUCAGCCAUUACGUGAUGUAUCCAUUCGUGAGACUGAAACCGUUGUUUUAACAUGCACAGUUUCUGGCGAACCAAAACCGCAAGCUCAAUGGAGUUGUGACGGAAAGCCUGUAUAUGAUGAUGGACAACGGAUCAGAAUUAUUAGUGAGACAGUAGAUGAGAUUCAAGAACGACAUUCUGUUACUAUUACUACUUCAACACCUUCAGAAUCUGGGCUUUAUACGUGUAAGGCAGUCAAUCCAGCAGGGGAAGCUGAAACACGUGGACGUCUAACAGUUCGUGAGGAUUUGGCCCCUCCUGUUUUCACAGAACUUUUACGUGAUGUACAAAUUCGUGAAAGUGAAACAGUUACAUUUUCGGUUACUGUAGAAGGAAGACCAACACCACAAAUUCAAUGGCUUAAAGAUAGUCAAACGAUUCAAUUAGAUACACGAAUUGUUCAACAAGAGAUUGAUGAACAAAGAGGACAUUAUGUUGUUCAGCUAAAAGAUGCUUUAAUCUCCGAUACUGGACUUUACAGUUGCCAAGCAACAAAUAAAGCUGGGCAAGCUAAAACCGAUAGUCGUGUAACUGUGGAGGAAUUGUUGGAAACCCCUAAAUUUACGGAAGGUUUGCGACAAGUAGAAGUACGUGAAGGUGAUUCAGCAACAAUGUCUGUGGUGGUUAGUGGAGUGCCUACGCCAGAAAUAUUUUGGUACAAAGAUGGAUCUCCAGUUGAAAUUGACGGACAACACAUAAUCCGACGUGAUUCAGAUAAUCAACACAGCUUGACCGUUCAAAAUGCUAUCCUUCGCGAUGCCGGUACAUAUACUUGUCAAGCAAAAAACAAGGCUGGUCAAUGCGUAACACAAGCACAGCUUGGAGUAAUAGAACAACUAGAGGCCCCCAAAUUUGUUGAUGGCUUAAAACCUAUCGAAUUAAAGGAAGGUGAAACUGCCAAAAUGUCUGUCCAGGUGGAUAGUAAACCAGCACCUAAAGUUCAGUGGUUUAAAGACGGACAACCCGUUAAUGUUGAUGGUGUUCAUAUAGUCGCUACAGAUGAUGGAAAUGGAAAGCACGAAUUAAUAAUUAAAGAUGCCAAAAAUAAUGAUGCUGGAACUUAUACUUGUAAGGCAACUAAUAAAGUUGGAGAAGCGGAAUCACAGGCAAAAUUUGCUGUUAUUGAGGAAUUGGAAGCACCCAGAUUUGUUGAUGGGCUUAAACCUGUUGAAGUAAAAGAAGGAGAAACAGCCAAAAUGUCAGUUGAAGUAACCGGAAAGCCUGAACCAGAAGUUCAAUGGAACAAAGAUGGAUGGCCUAUUCAGGUUGAUAAUGUCCACACUAUUGUUAAAGAUGAAGGGAAGGGCCAACACAGCUUAACAGUAAAAGAUGCCAAUACGGCAGAUGCUGGAACCUAUUCAUGCAAAGCAACGAAUAAAGUUGGAAUGGCUGAAACACAGGCUAAAUUUGGGGUUAUAGAGGAUCUAGAAGCGCCAGAAUUUACCAAAGGAUUAACCCCUGUUGAAGUAAAAGAAGGGGAAACGGCCAAAAUGUCUGUUGAAGUAAAGGGCAAACCAAUAUCACAAGUUCAAUGGUUUAAGGAUGGGCAACCUGUUCAAGUUGACGGAAUUCAUGUAGUUGCUACAGAUGAUGGACAUGGAAAGCACGAACUAAUAAUUAAGGAUGCGAAAAAUUCUGAUGCAGGAACAUACAGUUGUAGAGCAACAAAUAAGGCUGGUUCUGCCGAAACUCGAACCAACUUUGCAGUUAUAGAAGAAAUGGAAGCUCCAAAAUUUGUUGAUGGACUUAAACCUGUUGAAGUAAAAGAAGGAGAAACAGCCAAGAUGUCAGUUGAGGUAACUGGAAAGCCUGAACCAGAAGUUCAGUGGAACAAGGAUGGAUGGCCUGUUCAAGUUGACAAUGUCCACACUAUUGUUAAGGAUGAAGGGAAGGGCCAGCAUAGCUUAACAGUAAAAGAUGCAAAUCUUGCUGAUGCCGGAACCUAUACUUGUAAGGCAGUGAAUAAAGCAGGACAAGCUGAGACUCAAGCCAAAUUCGGAGUUAUAGAAGACGUUGAAGCUCCAAGAUUUACAGAACCACUUAAAGAGCUUACAGUCGAACCUGGACAAAAUCUCGUCAAUCUUGAGUGUACAGUACAAGGAAAACCAGAACCUGAGGUCCGUUGGACUCGCAAUGGAGAACCAAUAUAUAUGGAUGGAGUCCAUGCUGUUACUAAAAAAAAUGAUAAAGGACAUCACACUUUAACUAUCUCAAAUGCACAAAAAGAAGAUGCUGGGGUUUAUAAAUGUGAAGCUAUUAAUAAAGCUGGAAGGGAUGAAACGAGUGCUCCUUUAAAAUUCCCAACAGAACAUGUAGUUGAACCAAUGAAGGAAGGACAGGUACAACCAAUAUUUACACGAAAACUAGAGCCACAAACAGUGAAAGAGGGUGAAACCGUGGAGAUGAGUUGUCAAGUCAAUGCAACUGAAUCAAAACCAGAAAUCCAAUGGUUCCAUGACGGUCGACAAAUCUCCCCUCAAGCUUCCCCGAAUAUUCAAAUGGAGCAAUCUGCAGAUGGCACUUUGCGCUUGCGAAUUCUUCAUGCCACAAAAGAUGAUGUUGGGGCGUAUCGUUGUGAAGCCGUCAAUCCUGUUGGAAAGGCUGAAACAAGUGCUCCUCUUCGAUAUGCCCAACAAGUUGCGAUUGAACAACCCAUGGAAGAAACAUUUCUUUCUUGGCGUCGACAACUACAAGAUCAACAAGUUCAAAAAGGGACAACAAACGUCGUUUUCGAGUGUGAAUUGGCACCUACUGCGGCUAGAGGGAUACGCUUUGACUGGCUCAAAGAUGGUGCAAUUUUAGCUAAUAAAUUAUUGCAAUAUGCUCUACGAAUUGAGCAAAGCCCAGAUGGGUUUACUCAGCGGCUAAUUUUUGAAUGUGCUCAAUUUGAUCACAUUGGCGUUUAUCGAUGUGUUGCUACAGAUGUUAAUGGCAAUCAAAUUUGGACCGAGGCUAGACUUGGAGUUAUUGCGCCAGCUGAAGGUGGCGAGAUGGCACCUGGUCCACCCGAAUUUGUUGAACUUCUCAAAUCUGCAACAACAACGAUAGGGGGAACUGUUGUACUUCGUUGUAAAGUGAAAGGAUUUCCUCGACCUACAAUUACUUGGAGUAGACAAGGCUAUGGCCCUGUGACAGCAACAGAUCGUAUUAGUAUGGAAUAUCAUGAUGAUGGAACUAUUAUUUUAACGAUUAAAAAUGCCGAAAUGGAGGAUACUGGUGAAUAUCGCUGUGAUGCUGAAAAUGAAUAUGGGACUGCUUGGACUGAGGGCCCGAUUAUUGUUGCUGCAGAGGGUAGUCUGCCUAUUGAUGGAGAGGCACCUGAUUUUACUGAGCCAAUACGUCCUAUAACUGUCCGAGUUGGUAUGAACUAUAAUUUGAAAAAUAUUUAUGAUUAUUCCCCCAAUCUCUCAGGUGGCACUGGAAUUCUUGAAGGCAAAGUUACUGGACUUCCCUUCCCAGAAAUCAAAUGGUAUAAGGGUGAUCAGCUUCUCGUUCAAGGGGCAAAUCCCCGAUACCGUAUCGAGGCACAUCCUGAUGGAACACAACGUCUAAUUAUCACUGAUGCACAACUUGGGGAUAUGGAUGAUUAUCGCUGCGAAGCUAGCAAUAAAUACGGGGAUGUUUGGAGUGAUGUGACAUUAACCGUUUCAACCCACACUCCUGAAGUUUCUGAAAUGCAAGGUCCAACUGCACCAAUAUUCGUUAAACCUCUCCAAGAGGUUCAUGCUCAAGAGGGUGCACCUGCUGAGUUGGAAUGUGUUGAUGGUGAACCAAUUGAUGCUGGGGAUGUUCAUUUCAAACAAACUCUUUUCCCUGAUGGCACAGCACGCCUAACACUUCCUGCCGCACGUAUUACCGAUGCUGGCCAAUUCCGAUGUGAAGCAACUAAUCCAUCUGGAAAAGCAUCAACGGAAGCUCCUCUUCGCGUAGUUUUAGCAGAAAAAAUGCCUGAAAUUCCGAAGGAAAUGGUGCCAGAAUUUGUUGAACAACUUAAACCUGUACAGGCCAAGGAAGGAGAAGAACCCUUCUUUGAAUGUAAAAUACAUGGAACUCCAAAACCUGAUGUUAAAUGGUACAAAAAUGGCCGAGAACUUGGACCCGAUGAUGGGAAAAUUGAAUCAUUACCAGACGGCACACAGCGCCUUCAUUUGCCUCCAGUCGGCCCCAACGAUGAUGGAAAUUAUUACGAAUGUGUAGCAACAAAUCCAGCAGGGUCUGCUAGAUCUGGAGCGCCGCUAACUGUUACUCGUGCGUUUAUAAGAAUAGUUCAAUUAAUAUACUCAAAUUUAGCAUCCGUCAAAGAGACACCUCCAACAUUCAAACGUGGCCUACAAGAUCAGAACCUUCCUAAGGGCUCUCCUCUCGUUUUGGACGUAGAAGUCGAUGGAAAACCAACGAAUAUUCAAUGGUUCAAAGAUGGACGUCCAUUAGGCCCUGGUGAAGAUUUGGGCAAUGGACAUUAUCGUUUAAUGGUUCCCGAACUCAAAGAUGACGGGGACUUUGGCAAGUAUUCCGUACAAGUUUCAAAUGGAGCUGGUUCGGCCGACAGCGCCGCUGCUGUUACUGAAGCUGAAUCAAAACCAGAAAUCGUCAAAGGUCUAUUGCCUGUAAGCGUUCGAUCUGGCGAACCUGCCAAAUUCGAAGUCCAAGCUCGUGGACCUGUUAGAACCGUUAAAUGGUACAAGAACGGAAAGGAAUUGGAAAAUCCUGUAGUUGAAGAGGACAAAGCUGCUGGAAUUUAUCGUCUGAUUAUACCAUCAGCUAAUGAAGAUGAUCAAGGGGAUUACAAGGUUGUAUUAUCCAACAAUGCUGGAGAAGCAGAUUCCUCUGCCCCACUUACAGUACUCCCUCCUGCACUUCCUCCUCUAGGCUUUGUCCGUCCUCUAACAGAUCAACAAGUGCCAAAAGGCCAAACUGCAGUCCUAGAAAUCGAAACUAACAGAGCUCCUAAAAUAGUAAAAUGGUAUAAAAAUGGUGAAGAAUUAAAGCCCGGACAAGUGAAAGCACAGCCAAAACAGAUAUCUGAUACUAAAUUUAAACUAGAGAUUCCUGAUGCUGAUGAAAUUGAUGCAGCUAAUUAUUCGGUCAAAGUCUUUGACAAAGAAGACGAACCGGGUGCCGAUUCUAGCUGCCAACUUAGAGUUUUACUUCCAGCUGAAAAGCCUGGUUUUAAAAGACCUUUGCGAGAACAAACAAUUCCGGAAGAGGAUGAAUUAUUACUUGAAGUUGAAACUAUUGGGAAGCCUCACAUUGUUAAAUGGUUUAAAAAUGGCCAAGAAGUUUCUCCAUCGAAUCGUAUCAAAAUUGAGCAAUUGGGGCCUGAUCAAAUCCGUCUUACUAUCCCUUCUGCUCUAAGAGAUGAUUCUGGGCUUUAUUCUGUCGAGAUUGAAAAUGAUGCUGGAAAGGCUAAAUGUGAAGCUAAACAAAUUGUUGAACCCUUCCCAGAAUUUAUUAAACCACUCAAGGAUUUGGAAGUUGAUGAAGGUGCGGUGGCGGAAUUUAUGUGUGAAACUAAUUUAAGAAGCUUGCCACGAGUUGUUAAAUGGUUUAAAAAUGGAAGUGAGAUCAUAGCAAAUGAUAGGAUCCAAAUAAUCUCUGAACCGAAUAUUGGAAUAUUCAAAUUAAUUAUUAAAUCAGCCAUAAAAGAAGAUAUUGGAACAUACAAAAUUCUUCUAGAAAAUACUGCUGGAAAGGCAGAAAGUUCUGCUCAGCUAGGUGUGCGAUCCUUAGCAAAAGUACCAGGAUUUGAACAACCCCUUCGUGAGCAAACAAUUCCUGAGAAGGAUCAGCUUGUUUUGGAGGUUAAGACUACUGGAAAGCCAACUUUGGUCAAAUGGUACAAAAAUGGCCAAGAAUUAUUGCCAUCAGACCGCAUUCGAAUGGAACAAUUAGGGCCUGAUCACUUCCGUCUUAUCAUUCCUUCUGCUUUAGCUGAUGAUUCUGGUCUCUAUUCUGUAGAAAUUGAAAAUGAUGCUGGAAAGGCUAAAUGUGAAGCUAAACAAACUGUUGAACCCUUCCCAGAAUUUAUUAAACCACUCAAGGAUUUGGAAGUUGACGAAGGUGCUGUGGCAGAGUUUAUGUGUGAGACUAAUUUGAGAAGUUUGCCACGAGUUAUCAGAUGGUUUAAAAAUGGAACUGAGAUCAUUGCUGAUGAUAGAGUACAAAUAAUCUCUGAACCGACUACCGGCAUCUUCAAAUUAAUUAUUCGUUCUGCCAUAAAAGAAGAUAUUGGAUCAUAUAAGAUUCAGCUAGAAAAUUCUGCUGGAAAAGCUGAAAGUUCUGCACAAUUGUCUGUUCGCCCUCUCAAGAAACUAGAACCUCCUAAAAUUGUAAAAGCUCUGCUUGAUCAGAUCGUUGCUGAAGGAGAGCCUCUAACAUUUGAGGUCCAAAUACAGGGAGAUGUUGAUGAGAUUAAAUGGUUAAAGGAUGAAUUUCCUGUCGGCAAAGAUGCUCGAAUUCAAGUGCAGAAAGUUGAUGAUCAAACGUACCGUCUGACAAUCCCAGCUGCUGCUCUCUCAGAUGCUGGCGAAUUCGAAGUUCAAGCUAUCAAUGCUGCAGGCAAGGCAGCUUCUACUGCCCGUGCCGAAGUCGAUCAGGCACCUAGGAUUGUUCAAGGACUCCUUCCAGGAGAUAUUCUUGAAGGAGAUGAACAUCUAUUCCGUGUUGAGGCUUCAGCCCCUAUUCGAACUGUAAAAUGGUUCAAAGAUGGCCAGGAAAUUACGGCACCGACUGGUGCUCGUUUUCGUCUUAAAGAUAUUUCGCCUAAAAAGUAUGAGCUUGAAUUAACUGAUGCAAAACUUGAGGAUGGUGCGACCUAUAAGGUUAUUCUAUCCAAUCGGGCUGGUCAAUGUGAAUCUCAAGCCGAUUUGAAAGUGCGCAAGCCUGUCCAAUUCAAAUUGCGUAAAGGCCUAAAUGAUGUUACCAUUAACGAGGGUGAACCUCUUGAACUUGUUGCCGAAUUGGAUGGACAGCCUGCAAGUGUUACAUGGUUGAAAAAUGGUGUGGAAGUAAAACCUGAUGGAGAAAGGCUAAAAAUUAUUUCCAACCCAGAAACUGGUAUUUAUUCAUUGCUCAUCCCUUCAGCAGCUACCUCAGAUGGAGGGGCUUAUCGUGUAGUUUUUGCAAACCCUGCUGGAGGAGAAGUUUCUUCUGGAUCUGUUGCUCAUGUUCGCUCGCGGAAACCAUCAAUAGAAACAAGUCCAGCAGUAUUCCUAUCUCCACUUUCGGACGUAGAAUUGCCAGAGGGGGAAGUUCUUACCUUAAAGUGCACUGUUGGAGGACAGCCAUUGCCUGAAGAGGUCAUAUGGUAUCGCAAAGCAGAGAGUGCCACUGCAGAAGAACAACUCCAACCAGAUGGUGAUCGUAUAGCCAUUCGUUUGGGCUUGGAUGGAAGUGCCAUGCUUCGUAUCCGAGAUGUAAAACGUUCUGAAGCUGGCCAAUUCCGAGCAGUCGCUAAAAAUGAAGCGGGACAGGCUGAAACAAGUUGCCAAGUUAAAGUAACAAUUGGUGGUGCCGAGAAAGGAGAAGCACCAAAAUUCAUUAUCCCAUUGAAAAAGACUGAAGGAGCUCCUGGUUCAAAUGUUGAAUUCCGUGUUAAAGUGCGAGGAGUGCCUUCCCCAACACUCGAAUGGACACUCAAUGGGAAACCAAUUAUUGGUGAACCACGUUUCAAACUUGAAGAUUUAUCUGAUGGAAAUUGGUCCUUAACCAUUGCUGAUAUACGUCAAGAAGAUUUUGGGACACUAAAGUGUGUUGCAAGUAAUCCACUUGGACAGGAUCAAUGUGAGGCACAGUUUGAGCCUUCUGAAAGGAAACCUUCAAUUGUUCCAUCUGAACCAAGUGGUUAUGCUCCUAAAUUUAAUGUACCUCUUUGGGACCGAAGAAUACCUGAAGGACAACCUUUAUCAAUUGAAUGUCAUGUAGAUGCGAAACCUGCAGCGGAUAUUGAAUGGUUUUACAAUGGUGAACCACUCAAGGACACUGGCGAUGGACGCAUUGAAAUUAGAAAUACGCCAGAUGGAGCCUGCCGGGUGCGCAUUAAAGAUUUUCGUGCUGACGCCGGAGCAGGUGAAUACCGCUGCCAGGCAACAAAUCCCUUCGGAGUUGCUGAUACCCGCGCAAACUACAACGUUGAACCAAUUGCAGAAAAAGAAGCACCUAAAGAAGAGCUUGCAAAAGCUCCAAGAUUCAAUCCCGGAUUGGAAGAUUGUGCCUUUGAGGAAGGCAAACAAAUUUUGCUUCGUUGCCGAGUAGAAGCUCAACCACCAGCAAGUAUUACGUUUUACAAGGAUGGUGUACCUAUUAGACCAGGUGACAGGAUUCGUAUAAAUUAUAAUGAAGAAAGUGGAGAGUGUUUGUUGACAAUUGAUGAUUGUUUAACUAACGAUGAAGGAGCUUAUCGCUGUGUUGCCCAAAACAUUCAUGGCAGCGCCAACACCGCAUGUCAAGUUGGAGUUAAAAAACGAGCUCCAUCUGUCACUGAGGAGGCUGCUGGUGAACCUCCUCAAUUUGUCCGUGGCCUUGUUGAUCAGUACAUUGACCGUGGUGACAAAAUGGUCUUCAGCUGUAUUUUGGGUGGUGGAACACCAGACGAAAUCAAAUGGUAUAGGGAUGGUAAACUACUUUCUCCUGCUGAAGGCCGAAUUGAGAUUGAACGUCUUCCAAAUGGAGAAUGCCGGCUUACUAUAAUUGAUUGCUCAAUUGCAGAUGAGGGUAUUUAUCGUUGUGAAGCGUCUAAUGCUUUUGGAACUGCUAAAACACAAGCUACUGGUCAUGUAGAUAUGAAACUAAAAGCAGAAAAGCCUCCACCAAGUGAAGAGGGAGAAGCACCACGCUUCAUUAUUCCCCUUUCUGAUUCUACCGUAUUUACUAGCUCUCCUAUUGAAUUAGAAUGUAAAGUAACUGGAAAACCAUUACCCACGGUAAAAUGGACAAAAGAUGGUCAUCCUUUGGCGGAAGAUGCCCGUUUCGAUUGGAGCGAGAGUCGGCCAGAUGAAGGUUUUUACCGAUUGCGAAUACGGGAUGCGACUGCCCACGAUGAAGGAACUUAUCGUUGUGUUGCUACAAAUGAGAGUGGGCAAGCAAGUACAAGGGCGACUGUACGGGUUGAAGAUGAGCUAGGGAAGGGAGCGCCUCCAACUGCUGAAGGAAAACCUCCAUUAAUCAGCGUACGCCUAGCAGAUCAGCGAGUAACAGAAGGGCAACCUCUAACACUCCAUUGCCGCGUUGAAGGUGAUCCAACACCCGAGUUGGUUUGGUACAAGGAUGGAGAACAGAUUCGACCCUCAGAACGAUGCCGUUUAGAACGUGACCCUAAAUCUGGAGACGGAAAACUAAUUAUUCCCUCAUGCACUAUUGAUGAUGACGGGGUUUACCGAGUGAUUGCUACAAAUCCUCAUGGUUCAGCUUAUGACAAGUGUACAGUAUCUGUUAAAAAAGCUGAAGAAGAACGUCCAAAAUUGGAAAAACCUGAGGGAGUUUCUGAUGAAUUCGAUGCAAAUAGAGCUCCAAAGCUACUUGAACCUUUACAAAAUGUUAAAGUAAUGGAAAAAGAGCCAAUAAAAAUGCGAUGCCGGUUCGGAUGGCGUAGUGGAGAUCCAAAGCCUACCAUUAAAUGGUAUAAAGAUGGAGAUCGUCUCUUUCCUUAUGACCACGUUGCCAUUCCAGAAAUUGAUGAUGAUGGAUGGUGUGAAUUGGAAAUCCCCGAAUCAAUGCGAUCUGAUUCUGGAAAUUAUCGUUGUAUAGCAGAGAAUCCUUUUGGUACUGCUCGAACUGUUGGAGAAGUUCAAGUAUCAAAAGAAGCUCGAAAACCAUUCGAAGAACGUUUGAAAGAUCAAUUAAAAGACAUUGGUCGUGCUCCAGGCUUUACUAUCCCCUUAACUAUGAAACGUGCAAAGCCUACAGAAACAGUUGUUUUCGAAUGCCUUCCUUAUGGACAGCCAUUCCCUGAUAUAAAAUGGCUCAAGGAUGGGAUUGAAAUUAAGCCUGGUGAAGGAAUUAGUAUUGAAGCAUUGCCAGAUGGAACACAAAGAUUAACACUUACAAAUGUAGACUUUCCCUCUGAAGGAUUCUAUCGAUGUGUGGCUAAUAAUGAAUAUGGCACAGCCAGCACUAAAGCAGAGCUUAAAAUGAUAGGUGAUCGUUUGCCUUCAAGAAAGGUAGAAGAAGAGGGCCCUCCAGCUGACCAGAAGCCGAGAAUUAGGCCUGGUCUGCAUAAUCAAAGCAUACAUCAAGGAAGCCCUCUCGAAUGGCAAGUUGCCGUUCUGGGAGUGCCUACGCCAAGUGUUGAAUGGCUUAAGGAUGGUAAACCUUUGGCAGAAGCUGCUGGCGCACCUGACUCGAGGAUAAGUAUUUUCCAAGAUGAGCGAGGCCUUCAUCAUUUGGUAAUUGUAAAUGUUCAACCAGACGAUGCCGGAGAUUAUUCAGUUGUUGCAAAAAAUCCACUUGGAGAGGUUGUCUCCACAGGCUCCUUAAGUGUCAUUCGACCUCGUGUUGUUGAAGGAGAAGAAGAGGAAGGACGUGGAGCUAUGCCAUUCCCACCUGGCUUUAUUAGACAACUCAAGAACAAACAUGUAUUCGUUAAAAUGCCUGCAAUAUUUGAUUGUCUUGUGGUUGGAUAUCCACCGCCGGAUGUUGAUUGGUAUCACAAUGGAAAAAAGAUAUGCCCCGGCCCUCGUCACAAGAUCCAGGUUGCUGGUGGUGGUUCGCAUGCCCUUCUAAUACAAGAUGUUUGUACUGAAGAUGCGGGUGAAUAUGUCGCUAUUGCGCGUAACUGUCAUGGACAGGCACAAAGUUCUGCCAUUUUGGAUGUAACAGUUCCAUUCAUGGACAAGAUUAAAUUUGACGGUUCUGAAGACGUUACACCAUAUUUAACGGAAGAAUACGGAUUCAGAAGGCAAAUGAAAUCAAUUCCAACACCCCCUGAUAGAGGGCCUUUCAUAAAAGAAGUUACUGGCCAUUAUUUAACCCUUUCCUGGAUUCCAACAAAGAGAAGUCCUCCAAGAUACCCUCAAGUUACAUAUGUUAUCGAAUUUCGUGAAUUGCCUGAUAAAGACUGGCAACUACUUGACUACAAUAUUCCAGAGCCUGUCUGCAAAGUUCGAAAUCUUGAACUGGGAAAAAGCUACCAGUUUCGUGUUCGUGCCGAGAAUAUUUAUGGAAUUAGCGAUCCAUCUCCCCCAUCACCCCCAUCGAGGCUAAUGGCAAGACCUCCACCAGUUUUAGACAAGUUCCGCCGAGUUAUACCUCUUCUUGACCCUUACAUGGAGCGAGCUUUAGAUCAAGCACAUGCUGAACAAUAUGCUUGCACUCCUUGGUUCGCGCCAGGCGUGAAAGAAAGACACUUCGUUGCAGAAACUGACCAUCUUUCAAUUACUUUACAUUAUGCAGGAUAUCCUGAUCCAAAAAUUACAUGGAAACAUAGAGGUUGGGAUAUUGAUGCCUCCGGGCCAACCUCAAACAUUCGUAUUUCCUCACAUGCUGGUGCUGAGACUACCAUCACAUUCCUAGGCUUUCAAAAGUCAAAUGCUGGGCAAUAUACCUGUGUGGCUGAGAACCAGUAUGGAAAAGCUGAACAAAAUUUACUUGUUGAUGUUGCUACCCGCCCAAAAUUCACUCAACCUUUAUCAAAUCGGGAUUACACUUCUGAUAAGCCAUUAAGGCUAAAUGUUCGUGUAGAAGGCAAUCCUGUGCCAGAGGUUAAAUGGCUUAAGGAUUGGCGGCCAGUUGCCGAAUCUUCACGCGUUCAUCUGAUUCAAGAAGAUUCGAAUUUGCGUACACUGCUUAUUGAUCAACCCAUUUGGAGCGAUUCCGGCAUUUAUACCUGUACUGCCUUCAACGACGCAGGUCAAGCAGUUACUUCUUGUACUAUUACUGUAGAAGUCGAAAAUGACUUUUUGAAAGAUUUCAAACUAAAAGACUUUCGAAAAUCUAUAAAAUUGGAGCGCGGACCUCUUCGAGAUAUUUAUGAUAUUCAAGAAGCUGUAGAAGAAGAAUAUUCUAUUGCAACAGAAUCUGUUAAAUAA